UCGCUAUCGCUGGUGGUCGACCCCCAAAGUCUGCAUCUAGAAGCACCCGCGCACGUGUCCACCACCGCAUUCUUCCCCAUUCUCUCGGCGCGGCAGUGCACGCCGAUCACCGUUCCUCCUCUCGCAGCACUCCGGCGACUCUCCCGCUGCAGCGUGCGACGCGCCCGCCGCCCGACGACAUCCCCGCCGCGCGACUGACCAGGUGCCCAGAGCAUGCUGCGCGACACCGGCCAACAUGACCACCACAAAUACCAAGAUGACGCUCGUUGAUUGGCUGGACGACCUCUGCGUCCGCUUCAUCGUCAACCUCCCUCAAGAAGAGCUGCUGUCCGUGGAGCGCAUAUGCUUCCAGAUCGAAGAGGCGCAAUGGUUCUACGAAGACUUCAUCCGUCCGCUAGACCCCCACGGCCUGCCCUCGAUGCACCUGCGCAGGUUCUCGCAGCUGAUGUUCCAGCACUGCCCGCUGUUCUCUGCGUACUCGGCCGAGCUGCACCAGCAGGCCUACGACCAGUUCCUCGCCUACAAGACCCGAGUGCCCGUCCGCGGGGCCAUCAUGCUGAACCAGGACAUGACACACGCGGUGCUGGUCAAGGGCUGGAAGAAGGGUGCCAAGUGGAGCUUUCCACGAGGCAAGAUCAACAAGGAAGAGGACGACCUCGACUGUGCAGUGAGAGAAGUCUGGGAAGAGACAGGCUACGAUCUGACACAGGCCGGCCUGGUGCUGCCAGCAGAGCAGAUGAAGAGCAUCACAGUUACAAUGCGCGAGCAGAGCAUGAUGCUCUACGUCUUCCGCGGCGUGCCCAUGGACACAUACUUCGAGCCGCGGACGAGGAAGGAGAUCUCCAAGAUCGACUGGUACAAGCUGACAGACUUGCCUACUGUGCGGCGGAAGAACCAGGUACGGCAGCAGGGCACCGGGCAAGAUUUGAUAAAGGAGAGCAGUUUCUACAUGGUGGCACCCUUCCUUGGGCCAUUGAGGGCCUGGAUCAAGUUGCAACACAAGCUCGACAAGCAAAGAGCUCGCUCUGGGCAGCACGUGGUGCCACCGCCUGCCAUUACAGAUGACGAGGAUCUCCAGGCGGACAUUUACGAGGCUACAGGCGACGAAGGCACCGCGCAAGCUGCUAUGCAACCCCUAAACGACAACUUUGCCAACCUGCUCGCACGAUUGGAGCAGGGCCAGCCUCCAGAGCUGGCAGUGCAGACGCAGCCCUCGACAGAUCCGGCAGAGGAGCUGAAGAAGCUAUUGAGCGUAGGCAGAGGACCAUCGGCACCUACACCGCCUGUAGAAGCACCGAGCGGGCAACCUCAAGCCAAUCCUCUGCUAGCCCUGCUGCAAGGGAACAGCGGCCCUCGUGGUCCUUCAGGCUCAGUCCCCCAGACCCCGCUUGAGCAAAUCGUGCAUACUCCAAUGCAGCCUCCACAGAGCCCACGCGGUCAGCAUCAUCCAUUGCCACCGCAGAUGGGUCCGCCGCCUUCAUUCCCUUUUCCACCGCAUCAAAACAUGACCUUUCAAAGCCAACAACAGCACCCGCAGGAUAUGCCAUUGCACCUCCCACAUCACUUCAUGCCGCCUCCACCGCCUCCGAACCGAAGCUUUCAACAGCAAGAAGAUUACGGACGACCGCCGCUCCAACAUGGACAGUUCAGCGGUGCCCAUGGGAGAGGGCCAGAGGUGCCUGCUGCGUCAGGCCUGCCCACACCUAAGCUUACUGCACAUGCUCUGGGGCUGCUGAACUCCUUCAAGAUGAACGAUUCGAAGCCUACUCCACAGCAGACUCAUGCCUCGUCACAGCAACAGCAGCAGCCUCAGUACAGCACCCCACUACUACAGCAGCCGCAUCCGCAGUAUCCGCCCCACGAACUUGUGUCGCCCACACAGUUGAUCAGUCCACCUACGUAUCAGUCGCCUCCGCUCAGUCAACCACAGCCCAAACCAAGGACUGUGCAUCAGGAUUCGCUACUUACUCUGUUCUGCGCCACACCGCCGGCAAAGUCUCCAGCACCUGCGGAGCCGGCUGAGCUUUCUGCGCAUCCUCUCACACCGGCCUUUGUACAAGCUCAGCCAGCGACUACUCACGCGAAGGCGCCUAACCGGGCCUUGCUCGACCUCUUCACCAAGCAGACGAAACCUGGACUCACUUCAGCUACUGUCAGUGGGCCAAUGCACGAACCAGACUUCGACACAGUGAAGAGGCGCAAGCAGCCCUCCAUGAACGGACACUCUCGUGGCCCAUCGCCGGCAAUCCAUCCUCGUUCUGGACGCAACGGGUCGGAUGUCACUGUCAUUGCUGCUUCGAAACACGCUCAGCAGACGCACGGAGACAUUAGCACAGCGCCCGCACCAGCAUUUCAACCUCAGAUCCUAAAGCGACCCCAACAUGGCCCUAGUGCACAUGCACAAGGUCUACUAGAUGUGUUCAAAGGCCCCUCCCCACAACCUGCACCUGCCCAACCUGCCGCUGGCACAGGACCGACAACGCAGGCAGAAGGCUUGUUGAGCAUGUUCAAGGGAGCGUCUCCUCAGACGACAGCUGUGCGACCAGCGCAAGCCGAGAAUCUACUUUCCAUGUUCAAGGGAGCUUCGCCUCAGGUCGCUCCUGCACAGCCCGCACCCGCAGCACCCUCCCUCUCCAGCCAACCAUCAACCGCACAAGCCCAAGGUCUUCUGAACCUCUUCAAAAGCCCUUCGCCCCAACCUCCAUCACAGAGAACCCAGGUCUUACCAGCCGGCUCUCCCGCAAUCCCCACCUCCCAACCCGCAUCUUUUGACCGCCGCGAAUCAAUCCCCACCGAUCAACGCACCGCGCUCCUUGGGCUCUUCAAUAAACCUUCCCCUCAAACCGCACACCGCGCCCCAAUCCAGCAAUCCCACAGCCCUCUCCCAUUUAGCAGGACACCUAACCCGCCCACGCCCAAGACCGCAAUGUCCGGCCUCGUCAGCCCUGUCAGUCCGCUGCAGCAGGGGAGUCGCACGGGUACGCCGGCGGAUCUGGCGAGUCGGAGUAGGAUCAGCAGUAUCGGGGAGCCUGUGGCUGCCUCGUCUGUCUCUGGGCACUAUGGUUUGCCUGGUCUGCAGGGCGCACAGGGAGAUGCUUCGCGGUCCAGUGAGGCGAAGAGUCCGGUGGACAAGACCUUUUUGCUCGGGUUCUUGGAGGAUGUUGCGAGGCGAGGACGUUGAGAAUUCUAGUCAGGGUUGAGCAGUGAAGGGUUUGGCGUUUAGCAUGGGCGUGUUUGGGAGUUUGAUUGGAAGUUCAUGCUGCAGAUUUGAGAGUAUCGAUAGCUACACACCUGGUGGUGUAUAGGGUAACUGGAAUGCCACACAGCCCAUCCUCGAAGGAAUCUAAUAUCGACUCUGUCACAUGUAUCACUGGGGGGAUACUCGAAAUCAUCCAUGCCGUCCAAAAGUGUAAACACACCACUGCUAUCUACAACAACUUUACUACCUUCAUUGUCGGAGGCGGCCCGGCAUGCAUCAAGCCAUUCGGUGCCUGCCCCCACAGCUUUCUUGUUCCUGCACCGUGAUCUUAGCUGUUUGAACAUAGAACAAAGUCAAUAAGCCGCUCUUUAUAAACACCAA
This is a messenger RNA of Didymella exigua CBS 183.55, 3580 nucleotides long. RefSeq lists its product as uncharacterized. Gene Ontology annotation, biological process: nuclear-transcribed mRNA catabolic process, nonsense-mediated decay; deadenylation-dependent decapping of nuclear-transcribed mRNA. The record is from RefSeq and is a predicted model, not a curated record. Bases 236 to 3181 code for a protein of 981 amino acids. Gene Ontology annotation, cellular component: P-body; cytoplasm. The transcript has a single exon. Lineage: Eukaryota; Fungi; Ascomycota; Dothideomycetes; Pleosporales; Didymellaceae. Gene Ontology annotation, molecular function: 5'-(N(7)-methylguanosine 5'-triphospho)-[mRNA] hydrolase activity; RNA binding; manganese ion binding.